UGUCACAGCCUUCUCCAGACAGGGGCAAAGAUUCCCCAGGAACACUGGCCUCUCUGUUCCCUCUGCGGAUGCAGGUCAGGUGGGGGGAGAUGACCAAAGUCACUUUCAGGCACAAGUCACAUCACGCCAUCGGAAUCUCCUGCAGCUGCGCAGACCUUCUACCGUCAACUCCAGCGCCGGCGUCACACCAGGGUUUUCCGGCAGAUCUGCGCGGAUUUACUCGAUUUAUUUAUUUAAUUGCUCUUUAUAUAAUCCGCAUCGAGCCAAAACACACACACAAUCUGAUCGUCCUCUGCCUCUUCUGGCACCCAUGCUGCAAUAAGUCUUGCUGACAGAGCUGGAUCGGCAGUGCUGACCCACAGUGUGGUGGGCGUCUCACUUAUUAGACACAGCAGAGGACAGACAGUGGUGACAGCACAGCAACCACUUGCUCCACAUCAUCUUCCUCAGUCCUACGUCCCUUCAUCACAUUUGACAUGGCAGACCCCAGCCUCACGUCACCCUCCGGAACGCCGCUGCGCUCCCCCAACACCCCCCUCACCCUCUCCUUCCCUUUCCCAAGGGAGGGGAACAGGGCGUGGCAGGAAGGGAGGGAGCCCCCGCUUCCCCGGGACCUACCCAGCCCACUGCCGACCAAACGCAACCGCACCUAUUCAGCUACGGUCCGUGCUCACUCAGGUCCAGUUUUUAAGGGCGUAUGUAAGAACUUUUCCAGAUCACAAGGCCAUGGCUUCAUCCAACCAUCCCACGUUGGAGAAAACAUCUUUGUUCACAUCUCAGACAUUGAGGGGGAGUACGUUCCAGUUGAGGGAGACGAGGUGACAUACAAAGUGUGCCGAGUCCCCCCUAAGAACAUUAAGGUGCAGGCCGUGGAGGUGAAGCUCAUACAUCUCAACCCGGGGACCAAACACGAGACCUGGUCCGGACAGAUCAUCAGCUCGUAACGGAGAUCUGCUCCUGGUGGAUGGCGAGGCUCCGGGUCGGAUUGGUGGGAAUAGCAGAGGUGUUCCUGGGCUCUUAUAGACAUUUAUGUUAGUCUACUCUGUUUCAGUCAGAGCUGAUAUGAGGUUGUUACUAGUGCAGGCAGGUACUUAAUGAACAGAGCUGAUAUAUUCAGACCACAGCUACAAUAAGUUAUUCUGCCCGUGGGCUGAAUUUAACUAAUGCAAAGCAAAUCCUCUUUGUGUUAUUUAUGUUUACAGUGAUCACUAAAUUGAAGCUGGGACCAUAAAUUAACCAAACUGUGAAGUGCUGGGAGUUUUUGUGUCACUUUGUCCACUGUUAGUGUAAAAAAAAAACAACAAGAAAAACGAGGAAAAACAUUAAUCCUGCUGUGGUGCAGACUUCAGAGUGUGUUUGUGAGAGGAGACAAAGUGUUGUCAGUUUUACUUCCCCUCUUAGCAGUGGUUUCUCUGUUGUCUAUUGUACUUCGAAGUUUCCAGGGUCACGUUUGCAUGUAUUUAACACAGGCAACAGCAGAUGCAAAAGCAAGGGAUAGAAAGAUGGGAUAAGAUGGGUUAAUCAUGGAAAACAAGGGAAACUUUGAGGAUUUUAACAUCUGCUCCUAUAAUGGGAUCCCUCAGGUCCGCUUAAUGGUUUCGGAUCAGACAAAUGCAGGAAGGUUCAUUGUGUAGAUUAGAGAAGAACCGUGAAGGUUUAGAGUGAAAAUCGGGGUAAUUAUAGGAAUUUUUCCCAUUAUCUCCCAUCAUAGGAGAUUUGACCUUGAGCAGACCAGCCACUGACCUUUUCUAAACACAGAAAUUUUAAAUCAGUGGUGGUUCUCUGUAAAAACAGUCUGUCACUGAUUUACAGAUUCCUACUCUGCACUAAAUUAAAGAACUAUUACGUCUUUGGACGACUCUUGACAACAUUUGAAAAUCUCUUGUUCAAAGAAAUAUCUUUGAGAAUUUUUUACCUUUUGCUUUGUUUUAACAAAAAAGUCUUUGUUUCUCAGAAAUAUUGCUAAAAUAUAUUCUCAGAACAUCUCAUUCUCUUAAACCCAAUUUCAUAUAUAUAUAUAUAUAUAUAUAUAUAUAUAUUCACAACAAAGAAGGAUGCCCACCAUUCAUUGUCUGGACUACUAAAUGAACAGCAUUAAACUAAUUAGUGGCAUAACUGAUCUAACUUUAGUUUGAGUGCCUGGGCUGCCCCGUAAAGGAGUGGUGCCCUGGGCAGUGAGCCAGAUCGUCCAUAUAAAAAGCCAUCAUUAGCUGGUAGAAAGAAGCUGCACACAUUUUCCGUAGUAAUACAUAUAUUGUUCUGUUGGUGUGGAUAUUUGUUAAUUUGUGUGUGAAUCUAUAUUUGUAUUUGUCCUCAGAUUACACUCUUUACACUUAGUAUGUAAACUACAUGACUUACCGCAUUACAACAAACAUCACAGCUGUGGUUUUACUGGCAGUGAGUGAAAAGCAUGUGUCGAUGACCAGUUUAGGAAAUAUAGGAGUCUGUCUCACGAUAUCAUGUUUAAACCAACUCUUUACAUUCUAGUUAUUCAGGUUAAAUGUGAUACUGCAUGUCAUUUCUAUUACAAGUAUUCCAGACUCUGUUGCCAUCAUAUGUGUCUGUGUCACUGCCUGAAAGGGUGCUUUUAUCACUUCAACUGAGCCAUGAAGAAACAUUAAAGUGUGGUAAUGAUUUGAA
Molecule: messenger RNA, 2640 nt
Organism: Girardinichthys multiradiatus
Lineage: Eukaryota; Metazoa; Chordata; Actinopteri; Cyprinodontiformes; Goodeidae
Product: cold shock domain-containing protein C2-like
Exons: 4
Coding region: 477-944 (155 amino acids)
Biological process (GO): regulation of mRNA stability
Cellular component (GO): cytoplasm
Molecular function (GO): mRNA 3'-UTR binding
Source: RefSeq, a predicted model, not a curated record